Molecule: messenger RNA, 1260 nt
Organism: Auxenochlorella protothecoides
Lineage: Eukaryota; Viridiplantae; Chlorophyta; Trebouxiophyceae; Chlorellales; Chlorellaceae
Product: DnaJ-like protein subfamily C member 21
Exons: 9
Coding region: 1-1260 (419 amino acids)
Cellular component (GO): cytoplasm
Molecular function (GO): nucleic acid binding; zinc ion binding
Source: RefSeq, a predicted model, not a curated record
AUGGUGCGCUGCCUCUACGAGGUGCUGGAGGUGGAGAGGGACGCCGACGAUUCUGCCAUCCGCCUGGCCUACAGAAAAGCUGCUUUGAAAUGGCAUCCAGACAAGAACCAGCACCAGGCCGAGCUCGCAGGGGACAGAUUCAAAGAGAUUCAGAACGCAUAUGAGGUGCUGAGCGACAAGCAUGAGCGCUCAUGGUACGACGGCCACCGUGAUGCCAUCCUUCGAUCUGGGGACCGACACCAAGCGGGCGCCAGCAGCAUGGGCGGCCCCGAGCAGGCACCGGAUGACAUAAACCUGUAUGCCUACUUCUCGUCCACUGCCUACUCUGGAUUUGGGGACGGCCUGCGGGGCUUCUAUGGCGUAUAUUCCGGGCUUUUUGAGCGGCUGGCCAAGCAGGAGGCCGAGAGUCGGGGUGGGAAGAGCAGGACGAGCUUCGUGUACCCCUCCUUUGGCACCUCCGCCUCUGCAUGGCCAGAGGUGGCGACCUUCUAUGCCGAGUGGUCCAGCUUCUCGUCUGCACGCAGCUUUUCCUGGGCCGACCAGUACAACCCGGCCACGGCCCCAAACCGCCAGGUGCGGCGCAUGAUCGAGGCUGACAACGAGAAGGCGCGCCGUGCGGCACGCCGCGAGUUCAACGAGAAUGUGCGGGAGAUGGUGGCGUUCGUGAAGAAGCGGGACAAGCGCGUCCUGGCGCAUGCCGUGGAGGAGGCGGCGCGGAAGGCCGAGGCUGCGGCGCUGGAGGCCGAGAGGAAGGAGCGUGAGAAGCAGGAGCGUCUCCUCAAGGCACGGCAGUACAAGGAGGCUGCAUGGCUGGCAGCAGAGGAGGCAGGCUCCUCAGGCUCCGAGGCUGACCUGCAGGAAGAGGAGCUCCACACCUUUUACUGCAUGGCAUGCGACAAACACUUUAAGAGCGAGCGUGCGCUCCAGAACCACUCGAGGUCAAAAAAGCAUAAGGAGGAGGUGGCGCUCCUGCGGGCUGUGAUGCAGGAGGAUGAGUUGGUCCUUCUGGACGAGGUGGCUGAUGGGGCAGGUCCAGGUGCACUCAACAAGGCUGAGGAGCCUUCCGAAGAUGGGGCAGUUCGCCUGCCCAGUAGUGAGGAGGACGAUGAGACUGACGAGCAGUUCAGCUCAAGUUCCGAGGCUUGCGAUCUGGAGGUAACUGUCACUCGGCGCGCAAAGAUCACCGGUCGAUGGUCCAUCCACAUCGUCGGCAAUUUACAGGCCAUCUGGGGAAACUUCCUGCUGUCCCGUGCCAAGUGA